AUGGAAUUUGCAUCGAAUGAUGGCGCCGAGGAGGAUUUGUAUGCGGCCUUUGAGCCGGAGUCAGAGAAUGCAUUUGCGGCGUCCCCCAGAAACUACGUCUCCGAGACGCACGAGGUUGGUGGCGGCGGUGCUGUCAACCCGCUGAUGCAGGCCCCGCCGUCCAGGUGGGGCGCAACAAGCAUUGGCUCAGCAUGGGGCGUGCCGGGGAGCCGAGUGGGCACGAUGGGCGGUGGCGUUGGGGCCGCUCGUCCAAUGACGUCCAACCGCGGGGUCGGCUUCAACGCCGCACUCACGCAGUUCAACAGCGGCGCCAUUUUUGACCCCGCCGGUCAGGGCCGGACGGCGAUGGCGAUGGGCCCAGCACCUCCGUUGAAGAAGCGUGGCGAAAACAGUCCGGAGGAGCAGUGCGCGGAGGUUGAGAAACUGAUUCACAAACUCAUUGAAGAAAGUGCCAUGCUAGCAUUACAGAAAGACUACGGUAGCGCAUUAGAAAAGGCAAAGGAAGCGAGUAAGAAGGAACGUCAAUUAUGUAAACAAAGAGAACAACUUGGUCUUGCGGAUCAAAUCAAUGCCGAUCUUACGUAUGCCGUGCAUUUUAACCUUGCUGUGCCAUACCAAAAUCAUCAACUUUACACAGACGCUCUUAAUACAUAUUCUCUUAUUCUUCGAAAUCUUCAAUUUUCACAGGCCGCACGUCUGAGAAUAAACAUGGGGAAUAUACACGUUGCCCAGGGCAGGUACCUCCUUGCCAUUAAAAUGUAUCGUUUGACACUAGAUGAGACACCAACAGCAUCCCGAGAACUUCGCCACAGAUUAUUGCGCAGUAUUGGUAAUGCCUUUGUGAAACUUGGUC
This is a messenger RNA of Trypanosoma cruzi, 853 nucleotides long. Its product is annotated as intraflagellar transport protein IFT88, putative. Lineage: Eukaryota; Euglenozoa; Kinetoplastea; Trypanosomatida; Trypanosomatidae. The annotation marks the transcript as partial. The transcript has a single exon. Gene Ontology annotation, biological process: intraciliary transport; non-motile cilium assembly. The record is from RefSeq and is a predicted model, not a curated record. Gene Ontology annotation, molecular function: kinesin binding. Gene Ontology annotation, cellular component: ciliary basal body; ciliary base; non-motile cilium.